Messenger RNA from Patella vulgata (common limpet), 5698 nucleotides. RefSeq names its product mucin-2. Gene Ontology annotation, biological process: proteolysis. Bases 54 to 5606 code for a protein of 1850 amino acids. Lineage: Eukaryota; Metazoa; Mollusca; Gastropoda; Patellidae. The transcript has 12 exons. The record is from RefSeq and is a predicted model, not a curated record. Gene Ontology annotation, molecular function: serine-type endopeptidase activity.
AAUUCAACUAAAUCUAUCGAAUAAUGUAGAAUAGUCCAUCGUAUUCAACCAAAAUGAAUUCUGCAAUUACUUGUUUGGUUGUACUCGCGUCUCUGUUCUGUGUGGGAUCUGCAAUUUCAUAUUGCGACAUUUAUCCCAUGUUACCUGUUUGUGCAGCAACAACAACAACAACAACAACACAAAAACCAGCAUUUGAUAUUUGUGCUUUUCAACCUAGCCAUUCGAGCUGCCAGCAAGUUGAAGUUAUAGAACCCGCAUAUUGUAAAGUGUUUCCUUUGUGUAGGUAUUGUGAGUCGAACUGUGCUAGUGUACCGGGCUUUAAUACACCUGAACCAACCACGCCAGAGCCUACCACACCUGAACCAACCACGCCAGAGCCAACAACACUAGAACCAACCACACCGGAACCAACUACUCCAGAACCAACCACACCGGAACCAACUACUCCAGAACCAACCACACCGGAACCAACUACUCCAGAACCAACCACCCCGGAACCAACUACUCCAGAACCAACCACACCGGAACCAACUACUCCAGAACCAACCACACCGGAACCAACUACUCCGGAGCCAACAACACCGGAACCAACAACACUAGAAGCUACAACGCCGGAACCAACUACUCCAGAACCAACCACCCCGGAACCAACUACUCCAGCACCAACCACCCCGGAACCAACUACUCCAGAACCAACCACCCCGGAACCAACUACUCCAGAACCAACAACCCCGGAACCAACUACUCCGGAACCAACCACCCCGGAACCAACUACUCCAGAACCAACCACCCCGGAACCAACAACACUAGAAGCUACAACGCCGGAACCAACUACCCCAGAGCCAACUACAUCAGAACCAACCACGCCGGAACCAACAACACUAGAAGCUACAACGCCGGAACCAAGCACGCAGGAGCCAACUACUUCGGAGCCAACCACACCGGAACCAACUACUCCAGAACCAACCACACCGGAACCAACUACUCCAGAAGCAACCACACCGGAACCAACUACUCCGGAACCAACAACACCGGAACCAACAACACUAGAAGCUACAACGCCGGAACCAACUACUCCAGAACCAACCACCCCGGAACCAACAACACUAGAAGCUACAACACCGGAACCAACUACCCCAGAGCCAACUACAUCAGAACCAACCACGCCGGAACCAACAACACUAGAAGCUACAACGCCGGAACCAACCACGCCGGAACCAACUACUUCGGAGCCAACCACACCAGAACCAACCACUCCAGAGCCAACUACGCCAGAACCUACCACGCCGGAACCAACCACACCGGAGCCAACCACACCGGAACCAACUACUCCAGAGCCAACUACCCAAGCAAUUGAGCAGUUUGAUGAUCCAGAACAACAGCGGUGCGCGGUCCUGGCUUCCGCUCCGGAUAUGUGUAUGAUUCCAUCAGUAAUGGAUGGGUGUUGUGCGUGUCCAGAUCUUUAUCCAACUUUACCUAACUGCCCAACAACAACACCGCCGCCCACUACAACACCGAUGCCAACUACAACUACAGCGCCGCCUACCACAACACCAUCGUUUUGUCCUGUUUUUGAGCAAUACAAGGAUGCGAUGUGCGUUGGUACACUACUUGAUGCUUGCUGUGAAUGUCCGAAUCUGGUUGAUGGCUUAAACUGUCAACCUGAAACAACAGCAGCUGCCACUACUCCACUAGCAACAACAGCAGCAGCUACAACUCUAACAGAAACUACUCCAGAAGCUACAACACUAGCAGCAACAACUGUAACUGAUACAACACCCGUAGACACAACUACUCCAGCAGCAACAACGCCAGUCGCAACUACUCUACCAGCUACUUCUCCUGCAGCUACAACGCCAGCAGAAGCAGACCCGACUACUGUAGUAACUACGACGGUACCCACAGUUCCAACUACUCCAGCUGCAUCAACACCGGCAGAAACUACUCCAGCAGCUACAACACUAGCAGCAACAACCGCAGCUGAUACAACACCCGAUGCUACAACACCAGCAGCACCCACGCCAGCAGAAACCACUGCAGCUGAUACAACACCGACAGAAACUACUCCAGCAGCUACAACACUAGCAGCAACAACUGUAGCUGAUACAACACCCGCUGCUACAACACCAGCAGCAACAACGCCAGCAGAAACAACUGUAGCUGAUACAACACUAGCAGCGACAACUGCAGCUGAUACAACAUCCGCUGCUACAACACCGGUAGGAACAACGCCAGCCACAACCACCCCCGCAGCUACAACACUAGCAGAAACUACUCCAGCAGCCACAACGCUGGUACCAACUACUCCAGCUGCAUCAACACCGGCAGAAACUACUCCAGCAGCUACAACACUAGCAGCAACAACUCUCGCUGCUACAACACCAGCAGCAACAACGCCAGCAGAAACCACUGCAGCUGAUACAACACCGACAGAAACUACUCCAGCAGCUACAACAGUAGCAGCAACAACUGCAGCUGAUACAACACCAGCUGAUACAACACCAGCAGCAACAACGCCGGCAGAAACAACUGUAGCUGAUACAACUGUAGCUGAUACAACACUAGCAGCGACAACUGCAGCUGAUACAACAUCCGCUGCUACAACACCGGCAGGAACAACGCCAGCAGCAACCACCCCCUUAGCUACAACACUAGCAGAAACUACUCCAGCAGCCACAACACUGGUACCAACGACACCGACCGCAACUACUCCAGCUGCAUCAACACCGGCAGAAACUACUCCAGCAGCUACAACACUAGCAGCAACAACCGAUGCUACAACACCAGCAGCACCCACGCCAGCAGAAACCACUGCAGCUGAUACAACACCGGCAGAAACUACUCCAGCAGCUACAACACUAGCAGCAACAACAACCGCAGCUGAUACAACACACGAUGCUACAACACCAGCAGCACCCACGCCAGCAGAAACCACCGCAGCUGAUACAACACCGGCAGAAACUACUCCAGCAGCUACAACACUAGCAGCAACAACUGCAGCUGAUACAACACCCGCUGCUACAACACCAGCAGCAACAACGCCAGCAGAAACCACUGCAGCUGAUACAACCCCAGCAGAAACUACCCCACCAGCCACAACUUUAGCAGAAACUACUCCAGCAGCUACAACACUAGCAGCAACAACAUCAGCAGAAACCACUGAAGCUGAUACAACACCUGCAGCAACAACGCUAGAAGAAACUACUCCAGCAGCUACGACACCCGCCGCAACUACUGCAGCAGCUACAAUACCACCAACUCUCCCUGUAGUAAAUACUUUAUGCGAAGGACUAGCUGUAUACCCAGAAGUUUUAUGUGCUAAUGAAGACAUUAAAGUGGAAUGCUGUAAAUGUCCUGAUCUGAUGGACUUGCCCGAAGUUGGCUGUACAGCCACAACACCCACAGGGACAGCAACAACGCCAGCUGCAACAACGCUAGCAGAAACUACCCCAGCAGCGGCUACAACAGCAGCAGAAACAACACCGGCAGAAACUACUCCAGCUGAUACAACACCAGCAGCAACAACACCAGAAGAAACUACUCCAUCAGCCACAACUCUAGCAGAAACUACUCCAGUAGCUACAACACUAGCAGGAACAACGCCAGCAGAAACCCCUGCAGCUGAUACAACACCUGUAGAAACUACUCCAGCAGAAACUACUCCAGCAGCUACAACACUAGCAGCUACAACACUAGCAGCAACAACUGCAGCUGAAACAACACCCGCUGCUACAACACCAGCAGCAACAACGCCAGCAGAAACCACUGCAGCUGAUCCAACACCAGCAGAAACAACGCUAGCAAAAACUACUCCAGCAGUGGCUACAACAGAAGCAGAAACAACACCGGCAGAAACUACUCCAGUUGAUACAACACCAGCAGCAACAACACCAGCAGAAACUACUCCAUCAGCCACAACUCUAGCAGAAACUACUCCAGCAGCUACAACACCAGCAGCAAAUACACCAACAGAAACCACUGCAGCUGAUACAACACUAGCAGCAACAACUGCAGCUGGAACAACACCCGUUGCUACAACGCCAGCUACAACAACGCCAGCUGAAACAACACCCGUUGCUACAACGCCAGCAGCAACAACACCAGCAGAAACCACUGCAGCUGAUACAACACCAGCAGAAACUACUCCAGCAGAAACUACUCCGGCAGCUACAACACUAGCAGCAACAACUGCAGCUGAAACAACACCCGCUGCUACAACAGCAGCAGAAACCACUGCAGCUGAUACAACACCAGCAGAAACUACUCCGGCAGCUACAACACUAGCAGCAACAACUGCAGCUGAAACAACGCCUGCUGCUACAACACCAGCAGCAACAACGCCAGAUGAAACAACACCCGUUGCUACAACGCCAGCAGCAACAACACCAGCAGAAACCACUGCAGCUGAUACAACACCAGCAGAAACUACUCCAGCAGAAACUACUCCGGCAGCUACAACACUAGCAGCAACAACUGCAGCUGAAACAACACCCGCUGCUACAACAGCAGCAGCAACAACGCCAGCUGAAACCACUGCAGCUGAUACAACACCAGUGGAAACUACUCCAGCAGCCACAACACUAGCAGCAACAACUGCAGCUGAAACAACACCCGCUGCUACAACACCAGCAGCAACAACUCCAGCUGAAACCACUGCAGCUGAUACAACACCAGCGGAAACUACUCUAGCAGAAACUACUCCAGCAGCCACAACUCUAGCAGCAACAACAGCAGCUGAUACAACACCGGUAGAAACUACUCCAGCAGAAACUACUCCUGCAGCUACAACACCAGCAGAAACUACUCCGGCCGCCACAACUGCAGCCGAUACAACACCAGCUACUACAACGCCUGUUCCUAAUAAAUGUAAAUACUCCGAAUACGUAACUACCAUUACCAAGAGAAUAAUUUCUGGUCAAUCAACAUUUGAUAAUACAUAUCCUGGUGUCGUCAGCUUUCAAUCGGAUUCAUACACGGCUAUUGGAACUCCUAUCAAAUUAACCAUUUGCUCUGGAAUAAUUCUUGAUGAAACGCACAUUUUAACCACACUAUCUUGUUUCCAGUUCGUGGAUGCGAUGGCCGAUUUUUCAUCUGCAGAAGCUGUCAUAUCAGAAACUGAUACUAGCAGUACAAGUGGAGCUGAACAGACGAUUCCAUUAACCUACCCAAUCCCAAAUGAAACCACUGGGGAUAUGGUGGUCAUGACGCUGGAUACGCCAAUUGACAUCAACAGCGUGUCGUCAGCUCCUGCAUGUGUUAUAAACGACAACAUGGCGAUUGAUGAAACUUCGUGUCAAGUGCUUGGUUUUGGUAAUAUGUAUACUUCAUUUCCCUCAACCAGUUUAAGAGCUGGAGAUGUUACUUUAGUUGCAAGUUGUUCUACGGACGCAGUUUGCGCAACAAGCACCGGAAGUGUGGGAUGCACGGGCGAUGAUGGUGGACCAAUAAUGUGUCGUGAGAAAGAAACUGGGGAAUAUGUAACUGUGGGGUUGAUGACGUCAACUGAUUGUGACGAAACUCUUCCACAGACAAUUUACAGUUUAAUGCCCGGUCUGCAAUACAAUGAUAUCGCUAAGAGUUACCCUUAUUAUGACAUCACAGCAUAAAGUUAAUAUAACUGAGGACAGUAUUUAUCACAACUCGUGAUGUUAAAAUAUAAAACUAUAAUAUGAUAUAAAUAUAUAUUCUUGCAGACAGA